Capsicum annuum is the source of this 1037-nucleotide messenger RNA. Its product is annotated as nitrogen regulatory protein P-II homolog. Gene Ontology annotation, molecular function: ATP binding; enzyme regulator activity. Gene Ontology annotation, cellular component: chloroplast thylakoid; cytosol. Bases 277 to 885 code for a protein of 202 amino acids. The record is from RefSeq and is a predicted model, not a curated record. Gene Ontology annotation, biological process: regulation of nitrogen utilization. The transcript has 8 exons. Lineage: Eukaryota; Viridiplantae; Streptophyta; Magnoliopsida; Solanales; Solanaceae.
AAAAUAAUGACACGAAUAAAUCUUUUUGUAACGAUAAUCACAUACACGAGCUAAAUUAUCAACAAAUUUUCAAUGACAGCAACAUAAAUGAACCAAACAUUAUCCAAAUUUAUAACAAAUAAAGGUAAAUGAAUCAUUUCUAAUAAUUUUACGUGAUAUUUGAUUCUUUUCCAUUGAUAAUAACAAAGAGUAAAGAAGGCAAAGGUGAAACAACAAUGGCGUGAAUUGCUUACAUUUAAUCUGCAUAGUACUCAUCGAUUUAACACUGUUACUCCAAUGGCAAUGGCAAUGGCUUCAGCUUCACUUUCCAAUUCCAAUUUCUCCUUUCACCCCUCCUCACAAUUCCCUCAUUUCACUUCUUCUUCUUGUUCCAUUACUACCCACUUUCUUCUUCCUCCCAAAUUCUUCCCUUCCCUCAAACACUUUCAUAAUCCUUCUUCUUUCCCCAUUAUCAGAGCCCAAUUCUCUCCAGAUUUUGUUCCUGAGGCCAAGUUUUACAAAGUUGAAGCUAUUCUAAGGCCUUGGAGAAUUCAACAGGUUUCUAAGGCACUACUGAAAAUGGGCAUUCGUGGUGUCACUGUCUCGGAUGUUCGUGGUUUUGGCGCCCAAGGUGGCCUGACCGAGAGGCAAGCUGGCUCUGAAUUCUCCGAAGACAAUUUCGUAGCAAAAGUUAAAAUGGAGAUUGUUGUCAGCAAAGACCAGGUUGAAGGAGUCAUUGCCAAGAUAAUUGAAGAGGCAAGAACUGGUGAAAUUGGUGAUGGAAAGAUCUUCUUGACUCCUAUCGCGGAUGUGAUAAGAGUUCGCACUGGAGAACGCGGAGAAAAGGCAGAGAGGAUGAUGGGAGGGCACGCUGACAUGACCUCCACCGCAUCAGUAUCAACUUGAGCUGAGCUGCAUAUCUCUAGCUUUAAUCCAUCUCUAGUUAUGUAUCAUGUCGAUCGUAUGUGUUGAGUUACGGAACAAGGUCCAGUUUUUAUCUGGAACAUGCCGUCUGUCAGGUAUGAAAUGAAAUAAAGUAGUCGGAGACUUAUCGCGUA